UCGUGGUUACACGUCAGCCGGUUUUAUGACUCAAACACAGCAGCUUUGCGGUACGGACCCGUGUACAGGAAAGUGUCCUUAUUACGGGCUUAUCGCAGCGCGCCUUCUUUACCUUGGCAAUAGGGACAGUGUAGGUAGGUGUGUGCUUUUUGUGUAUUGCAACUUGUUGAAUCGCAGUACCCUGCCCUGUGCGGAAAGUGCGCAGCGUUCAAGGUUCAGGAAGAUAAGGAGAGGUGAACGGCUGACGCGCAGCUCGUGUUAUGUUACCCAACGGCUCGUAUCACAUUACUGUCGGCAGCAGGUAGGCUGUAUUCAGAUUGCCGUGCCUCCUCCAAGCAGGAACUGGGACUGAAAAAGGCGUGUUGGAGAAGCUAAAGCGCCUAGCCGAACCCUUCCUGUUGUUUUGGAUUGGAAGAAGAGCGUUACCAUGGGUAAGAAGACGCAAGGCGCCUUGUUGCUUCUGCUGUGUUUGUCAGGACUCGUUCACUGCUCAGCCGCCAUGGUUUUCUGGACUGCUGUGGUGGAAGUCAACUAUUUCAUCAGCCCCAACAAGACUGUGGAGAAAGACUGCGAGUGCGGACUGUUCGGCGGAAAUUCGCCGCUCGCUGAAGCCGCGGGUGUUGUCGUUCUCCCCACGGGAGAUCCCAAAGGCUGCGGCCCAGAUCCUGCAUACAACGCCAGCGCCUUCCCCUGGAUAGCGCUGAUCAAACGGGGAAACUGUACGUUCAGCGAGAAGAUCAACGGAGCCAAACGUCAAGGAGCAUCCGCCGUGGUGGUGUACAAUGUGGACGGCAGCGGCAACAGCUCCACUCAAAUGACGCACUUUGAGGCUCUGGAAAUUGUCUCCAUCAUGACCGGCAACAUUAUAGGCGCGGAGAUCGCUGGCUUGGUGAGGAACGGAACGGAAGUGCGCAUGAUCAUCCACACGGGCAGCCCUCACGGCCCCUGGAUGGACAACUACUGGAUUUACUUCAUGUCCAUCGCCUUCUUCAUUGUGACAGCCGCCUCGGUGGCAUACUUCUUGUUCAUCUCGGCGAACCGCCUCUACAACAUGCGCGCCCACAGGCGAGCUGAGAAGAAGCUGAAGUCCGCGGCUAAGAAGGCCAUCGGCUGCCUCAAAGUGCGCACGCUGAAGGGAGACGACCAGGAGACGACGAGCGACUCGCACAUGUGCGCCGUGUGCAUCGAGUCGUACAAGGCGGGCGAGGUGGUGACCGUGCUCACGUGCGAUCACAUUUUCCACAAAGCCUGCAUCGAACCGUGGCUGCUGGAGAAAAGGACCUGCCCCAUGUGCAAAUGUGACAUCCUCAAGGCUCUCGGAGUUGAGGAGGAGGAGAAGGAGACCAUGUCCCGAGCUCCGCUACAAGAGGCCACCGUCAUCACAGUGGCGGGCGGGGAGGCCAUGUAUGAAGUCCCACUAACCGACCCACUGAACUCUGACCAUGAGAGACAACAGCAUCACUAUGACAACAGGGCCUUUGAGGAGGAGGGUGCCAGAGGACAGUGACAGAACCACGGCGGAGAGAAAAUUCAAAUUAGCAGGUUCAAAUCAAUAUGCUUCUUUUCACAAUCAACGAGUCUCCUCUUUGGAAUACAGUGAACCACCCUGCAAAUCUGCCCCCCCCCCCCCAAAAAAGGUUUGUAAAUACCUAUAUAUGCCACAAGAUGGUAGCAAAGCACUACUUGUGUCUAAAUGAAACGUCAACAUAGUUCCGUGACACCAAGAGGACAGCAGAUGGCACAAAUGUAACAGUUGUUGCCUUUGCUUCGGCACCUUUUAAGCAAAUAAUGGAAGCCAGCUAAACAGGCAAAUUUGCAAAUAUCCAGGGCUUCACUGUCACCGCACAGGAUGGUGUUGAAAUAGAUACACUUAGUAAUGGUACUGCACCUUGUGUAAUUACCUUGGAUGCCAAUUAAGGGCGUGUUCAUCAAGUUAUUGUUCAGCACGAUGAGUAAGUCGAGUCAUGUCGGGGCGAGUGCAAAUGGUUCAAUUCGGCUUUGCAGAGUCAUCUCUGUUAAGGAAGUAAGUGCCACAAAAUAUUGCUGGUCAGUUUCCGUCUUCUGAUUGAAACCUUUUCAAGAGUAGCCCAUAUUUUUUGUUUUUGUUUGGUUUGCUUUGCCGGUACAUAAACAUGGCAAAGCACAGACCAGGUCGUCAAGCAGGAUUUGUAAACACACCCUUGGCUGGAAAUGCAGUAUGACACAUUCUACUGUGGUGAAUGGAAAACAUCACUGCAGGGCCUUCUGGGACUCCUUACAAAACCUAAAUAUAUGUACAUGUUAGAACAUUUUAACUAUUUCCGUGUUGAUUCUGUUUAUCUUAUAUAAACGGAAAAUCCCUUUGUCACAUGGACCAGCAAUAAAUGUCAAAGUGGAGAUGACAUCUGCGAUAAUGGUGAUUGUAUAUUUGUCUAUUGGGGGGAAAUUCUAUUUGUGUACUUGUUUUAAAUGAUACCCAUAUUUUAAGAUAAAGGUGGGACUUGUUUAUGACUUGUCUGUAAGAUGUCUGCACAAAUGCACAUAAGAGCAGAUUAGGGUGAAUUAAUUGAAUCCCUGACUGUCUUUCUUCAAAUUCUCAUCUGGCUACAUUUUGGGAUAGGCUCAAGAUACAUGCAAUACAUGAGAUGGCACCCUAUAUACUGUAUAUUUUUGUAUUCCGAUCAUUCUGUUAUGGAUUUUAGGACUCUUAAAUCCUUCUGUAACAAAGACUAUCAUUUCUUGUAUGAAAUCACAUUGAUGCGUCUCACAAUGCAAUAAACCCCUCAAAAUGAGGCUGAUUAACAUCGGA
Syngnathus acus (greater pipefish) is the source of this 2788-nucleotide messenger RNA. RefSeq names its product E3 ubiquitin-protein ligase RNF128-like. The coding region runs from base 428 to 1507 and encodes 359 amino acids. The transcript has a single exon. Lineage: Eukaryota; Metazoa; Chordata; Actinopteri; Syngnathiformes; Syngnathidae. The record is from RefSeq and is a predicted model, not a curated record.